AUGAGCGGAGGUAAUCCCUACGCAGUGAACGGGUACUCGGGGUCCCGAUCCAAUAUCGCAAAUCCAUAUGCUGGUGCAGGAGGUGGAGGCGGAGGAUAUGCAGACCCGUACCUGGCUGGCAACAAUCAGUCGAGCGCCAGUGUGAACAGCUACAGCUCAAGAGACACCAGAGACCCCGGAAGAGAACGAAGGAGAUCGCCUCAGCCAAAUCCAUACGGCGCCGAGCCUGGUCCUGGUCCUGGUCCUGGUCCUGGCCCGCCGAGAGAUGGCAGAAGAGGGGCUGGUUAUGGUGGCUUAGGCGGGCCUCCGCAGCCUCCGCAAGCAUCGGCGGAUCGCUACGGUAGCUACGACGGUCCACGCGACCGGCGACCGUCACACCCUCAAGAUCGACCUCAAGGCUAUGGCCGACCCCCAUCGAGGCCGAGAGAUGAUCAAGAACAGUAUAACCCGAGACGGCCAUCCCAGCCUCGAGACCAACCAAGGGAUCAGCUGAGAGAACAGCCUAGAGACCAAUUGCCCGACUCGGGCAGAUAUGGGACACCACCGUUGGCUCCUCAGUCCGCCGAGCGGAGGCCACCUACAAGAGAAGGAAACAGAGGAUAUGGCGAGAGUCGCAGCAGAGACCGCGGUCAAGGCUUGAAACCACCUGAGGAACGAUACCAGCAGCCGCCACCGAUCCCCAGUGCAACACGUGCUGCUGCAAAUGGCUACGCUGCUCCAACCUCUGCGACCUCCCGCUACAAAGACUACUCACCCAGUCGACCUACGAAGUCGAUGGAUGAGCUUAUGCGACAUAUUCAGGGCAAUUGGAAAACACUGGAAGGCGAUGACUGCGUGCCUGUCAAGAUUGCGCUACAAUUGAUGGAUCCUAGCUCUCUAGGACUGGCAGAGAAGGAGCCCGACUUCGCAGAAACGCAUGUUGACCUCCAGAAGUCAUUGAAGAGCGUGGUUAACGAGCAUUAUGCCGAUUUCAAUUCAGCAGUCGGAACCUAUCACAAAAUCCAGAACGCCAUACGAGAAAGUCAGAAUCGCGUACGCAUGCUCAAGGGUGGGCUUAUGAGCACCAAAGGUGGCAUGUUGACCACAAAGCCUGAGUUGAGAUCCUUGGCCGAAACGAGUGGCAGUUUGGAUGACAUGGUGGUGCUCGUCUCUUUGAUUGAAGAUCUCAAGACCGUUCCAGGCAAGCUGGAAGAGCGGAUCAGCGAGAAGCGAUUCCUGUCCGCCGUCGACUUGCUUAUGGAGAGUCUCAGAGGACUUCGCAAGUCUGAGCUUGAAGAAAUCGCUGCGCUAUCCGACAUGCGAUCAUAUUUUGCGACCCAAGAAAGCAGUCUUGUGGACAUCCUUGUGGAAGAGCUGCACGAUCAUCUCUACCUCAAGAGUCCAUACUGCGCCGACCGGUGGAAGAAGAAACAACCGAACGGAGAACAAGUUGAUGGCGUGGCAAGCAUGAGUGAGACUGGAAACUCCUGGGAUCGACCAGUCUAUCAUUUUCUCUCGAACCUGGAUACCUCAGUGGUCAUGGAAGAGGACGCGUCGAAGAAUCCCGAGGCGGACACUUUCUACUAUAUCCACUUGAUACUGGAAUCGCUGAACAAACUUGGCCAUUUGGAGGAGGCUGUACUGAGGCUAGAGCAAAGAAUGCCCGUCGAACUGUACCGCGUCGUCGAGAAGACCAAUUCAGAAGUCGAUGGGCGCUACCCCAGCCAUGUUCGCGGUCAAUUGAACAAGGACAAGCGGACGACAAUGACGAUGAGAGUGGACGACGGUCGAAGCCAGGUGCUCUCAGACUUCCUGUGGACACUUUAUGCCAAGUUUGAGGCCGUAGCCGAGGGAUUUCGAAUCCUUCACGAGGUGGUUUCGGGUCUUGCUGCUCGAGAAGGGAUUUCCAAGCCUGACAAGUUGAUUGGGAGCUUCAAGGAGCUGUGGAAACUCUACCAAAUGGAGAUGCGCUCAACAUUGCAUGACUACCUGGCCACAGACGGCGACAGAGGUUCCAGAGGCGGCCUCACCGCGGCGACUGCCGCGGAUGUCUUUGCUCGGCAGCAGAGGGACAGGAAAAAGCGUAUGUUCAAACUGUCGGAAAUGGAUCAGAAAGCUCUCGGCAUCAAAGAAGAAGAGGACGAAUUGGACGAAAUCCUGAAGUCUUCCGUGCCUGGUCUUGUGAGAAGGUCCAAGAACAAGGGUGUCAAUGAAGUCGCAGAGAGAGGCGGCUUUGACAACACUUCUGCUGGGCACAAGCUGCUGAUCGAACCAGGCGUCUUCAACAUGACGAUUCUACUGACGCCGUCGCUCACAUUCUUGCAACGUCUCAAGGAGGUUGUGCCACAGACUGCGAACAUCCCCAUCAGUACAUUGACAUCCUUCCUGGACGACUUUCUGAUCAAUAUCUUCCAUCCGCAGCUGGAAGAAGCUGUAACGGAGCUCUGCACACACUGUCUGGUCGACAUUGAAGCUUUUGAAGAGGAUGCUAGUUGGUCUAAGCACUCGCCGCACCCCAUCUUCAAGGGAGCCGUCACCUUUAUGGGCUUGAUCCGGUCAUUCUCGUCCAUGCUGGCAUCAAUACCGCACGAUCAGAUGUUCACGCAAUUGAUUAUUAAUCAGCUCGUGACUUACUAUGACAAGUGCUUUGGCUUUUACAAGCGUAUUGUGAGCCGGGUCGUGUCGUCGCCUACCAACCACAAUGCCCAGACACUCACUUUGAAAGCGGCCGCAUCAUACGCCGAGUCUGGCGAGGUACACGAUCUCGCUCUACAGCUGUGGAACGCCAGCUCUUCAGGAACUUACAACCCCGAGCUGGUGAAUGAAGAGGUACAGGCGCUGCUCAAGGCGAUCAAGGCAUCGCCUGUGUCAGCAUACGAUAUCAUCUCGGAUCCCAAAUCUGUGCAGCAGCUGUCCUUGCUGUACAACAGCAUGCAGUGGCUUACUGCGGCGCUGUCUCAACUCAGGCAUGUGGUCAAUACACCCUCAAGCAAGUCUCAGGGGCAGAACACCCGUCGCUGGACGCUGAUUAAAAGCCUGAAACCUCUCAGCACGGACUCGCCUGAGAAGCUCACGUAUCUACCUCUGACCUCCGAGACUGUGAUUCCUUUCGAUACUACAGUAACAUCCUUCCGCAAUCUCGCUCAGACGUCGCUGCUUACCCUGCAUCUCGAUAUCCGAUGUGGCAUCAUGUACCAAUUUUCGCGCAUCUUGUGUGGUCCCGACCUGCCCGGCUCGAUGGGUGGCGGCGAGCCAGGGCAAAAUGUUCAACGAGUCGACUCUGCGGGUCUGCCGCCGCUGUCGUCUGGCGCAUAUCCAUUCGUCUUGGGCAGUCCGCCGGGUUCGGCCUCGCCCCUUGUUUUGAGGCUAAACAGCGACUUGAUUUCCUUCGAUGCCAACAUCACGGCUCAGCUUGGCAUCAAGGAACGCAGAUUUAUUGCCUCGGGCUUGGGACGGCUUGUCGACCGAUACAUGGUCGCGGGUGCCGACAACGUCCUCGUCAUGAACGUCAACGGUGCGGAGCGAAUGCGGGUCGACGCCAUGGUAGUGCAGCAGAAUCUGCGUGGCAUGAUUGCCAAUGUGCGUCAGACCAAGAAUGGUACCACUGCACCGGCAGACAUGAAUGGGCUGGGGAUCGUCGCUGCAUCGGGCGACGGCAACGAGGACGACGGCAUCCUCACCGACACACACGCGUACUACUCGCUCUUCUUGGAGGGGCCCGACGAGGUCAUGAAGUAUGUCAGCAACGCGAAGUCAUCGGGCAAAGGCGUAGGCUUUAGCUACGACGAGCUGCGCACCCUGAUCGAGCUUUGCUUUAGCGAAGCAUUGCGAGGCGACGACCGCGAGGAAAGUGUCAAGGCGCGCAAACGCAUGGGUGAUGUACUUCUACAAUUGGGCGAAGUUAUGUGGGAUUCGUGA
This is a messenger RNA of Cyphellophora europaea CBS 101466, 3897 nucleotides long. RefSeq lists its product as uncharacterized. Gene Ontology annotation, biological process: Golgi to plasma membrane transport; exocytosis. The record is from RefSeq and is a predicted model, not a curated record. Gene Ontology annotation, cellular component: exocyst. Bases 1 to 3897 code for a protein of 1298 amino acids. NCBI's taxonomy places the organism in Eukaryota, Fungi, Ascomycota, Eurotiomycetes, Chaetothyriales, Cyphellophoraceae. The transcript has a single exon.